Physella acuta is the source of this 1548-nucleotide messenger RNA. RefSeq names its product signal peptide, CUB and EGF-like domain-containing protein 1. The record is from RefSeq and is a predicted model, not a curated record. Lineage: Eukaryota; Metazoa; Mollusca; Gastropoda; Physidae. Gene Ontology annotation, molecular function: calcium ion binding.
AUGACUGAAGGAUCCUUUGUCUGCAGCUGUUUGUCGGGCUACAGGCUUGAUGCAGGCAACCAGAGGAUGUGUUUGGAUAUCGACGAGUGUCUAGAAAACUCAAGAAUUUGUGACUCGGAUGUUGAAAUCUGUAUUAACACAGUGGGCAGCUACGUAUGUUCGUGUAAGAAAGGAUUCGCAAGGAAUGCCUAUUCGAUUUGUCAAGAUAUAGAUGAAUGUAAACUGAAGAUAGACAAAUGUGAGCAGAUUUGUGACAACAAUGUUGGCUCCUAUAGCUGUCUGUGUCAGCAAGGACUAUAUCUUUCUGACAAUAGGCUUUCUUGUGUAAAAGCUACUGACCCAUGUAUAAAUCAAAGUCUCAACUGUAGUUAUGGCUGUAGCGUUGAUUCUGACAGUAAAGCUUCUUGUUUCUGCCGUAGGGGUUAUGCACUGAAAGAUAAAUUCAAAUGCGAAGAUAUCAAUGAGUGCCUGUCAAACGGGGACAACUUCUGUUACAACAAAACCAGCUGUGACAACACAGACGGCAGCUAUACAUGCUCUUGUCCUGCAGGUUCAAAGCUGGACAAUGAUGCUCGCUCUUGUAUUGGUUGUAGAGGAGAAACUUGGGGCCUAGAGUGUAAUAACUCAUGCAGGUGUGGACCUGGGGCAGAUCACUGUGAUGUCGUCACUGGCUGUGUCUGCAAAUCUGGCUUCACAGGAACGUACUGUACGGCUGACAUUGAUGAGUGCAGUAACGGUGUCCUCAAGUGUGGCGGCAAUGAAGUUUGUGUUAACCUACUUGGAUCUGCAAAAUGUGAAUGUGUUUCUGGCUUCACUCGAGAAGAUGGGGAAUGUCAAGACUUCAAUGAAUGUUCCAAUGUUGCAAACAACAGCUGCCAGCAGCUAUGCACCAACGUUGUAGGGAGCUACACCUGCUCGUGUUUCCAAGGCUACUGGUACAACACGACAACCAACGCUUGCUUAGACGUAGAUGAAUGCCAGCUAGGAAAGUCCGGAUGUCAACAGACGUGCGUCAACACUGACGGGGGAUACAGCUGUUCCUGUAAGACAGGGAUGAGGUUACUGCCAGACGGGCGGGGGUGUGUUUUGGCGAUUGAAACGCAAAAAAUAAAAAUAACGUUUAAUCUAGACGCCUCAAGACUUACUCUAGAAGAUAAAUUGAGCAACGACUACUACAAAACAAAAUUGAUGUUGGAAUCUGAGCUUUACAGGGCAUUGAAAUCAACUGGUUUGGCCGUUAUAAACGUCACAGUUUUGAAUCUGAGUAAAGGAAGUCUGAUAGCUGACCUAGAGAUAUCUUUCGAUGCAGGCGACAGUAAAGACAAUACUUUAGACCAUGCCCUGAAGCAGUUAAUGGCUGGCGGAUUGGUUAUCAACAAUUCCACUGUUACAUUUGUAUACGCUACUAAUUAUAACAUCGGAGUACAACAGAACCUGGGCAUUGAAGUUGGAGUAAGCGUCUCUGUGACAGUUGUUGUGGCAGUUAAAGUAGGGCUCUUUGUUCGAUGGUGCAAAAAAAGAAAAAAAAGCAGUUAACAACCAUCUACA